AGGCACAUCAUAAAUAGGACUGGCGAGGCUGAGGGCUUCAUUCAUUGCAGACAGAUAGAGAGAGAGACUGGUCAUAGCAACGGGUGCAAAGAAAAGCUAUUUAAGGCUGGUGCUGAGGAGUUGCAGCAGCUUAGAGUGAGCUGAAAGGAGUGCUCAGCAGAAAGGACUCAUACACUAAACAGUCCAAUCCUUACACCAUGGACGUUCUGAGGAAAGGUUUCUCAUUUGCCAAGGAGGGAGUGGUGGCUGCGGCAGAGAAAACCAAACAGGGCGUACAAGAUGCUGCAGAGAGGACGAAAGAAGGGGUUAUGUAUGUAGGCACCAAAACAAAGGAAGGAGUUGUACAAAGUGUGAACACAGUGACUGAGAAAACCAAGGAGCAGGCCAACGUGGUUGGAGGGGCCAUGGUAGCCGGAGUCAACACGGUGGCCAACAAGACAGUGGAAGGAGUGGAGAAUGUUGCAGCAGCCAGCGGGGUUGUUAAAUUGGAUGAAUUUGGUAGAGAAAUUCCUGCUGAACAGGUGACUGAGGGAGAACAGACCUUGAAGGAGCCACUGGCGGAAGCAACAGAGGCCACUGAAGAGACUGGAAAAUGAGGAGCCAUCGAUUUCUCAGAAGAUUCUGGGAGCACUUCCCCUCUCCCCUAAACGUUCACACCAGUGUUGCCAUAAAGAAUCGAGGACCACAGGUGUCAAGCCCCUAAUAGCUAACUAUAAAGAAGGGGAAUUGUCCAAAUCCCUUUCAUUUCCAGUCACCUCCCUACUCUCAUUCCAUGUGUCCCCCUCAGUCACCAAUUUAACACAGUCCCUUAAACAACCAACUUUGAGCUGCUAUUCGUUUCAUCACAUCCACCCUGUAGUCAGUCGCCUGUCUAUCAUCACUCACCUUCAUAACAGCACUUCUGUGUAUCCAUAGUCUGCUUUUAGUCACCGAAUUACAUUGACAGUUGCAACUUGUGAUAAGUGCAGUGCAUGCUGCCCAAAUGGCUUUGUGUGUUAGCAUUUAAAUGUUCUGAGCACAUGCAGGUUUUAUAAUAAAUAUCCAAAUUAAAAUAAACUUUAAUGGAGCACUG
Carcharodon carcharias (great white shark) is the source of this 1072-nucleotide messenger RNA. It is a transcript of the gene sncga, whose product is annotated as synuclein, gamma a. NCBI's taxonomy places the organism in Eukaryota, Metazoa, Chordata, Chondrichthyes, Lamniformes, Lamnidae. Gene Ontology annotation, cellular component: axon terminus; cytoplasm; neuronal cell body. Bases 198 to 596 code for a protein of 132 amino acids. The transcript has 5 exons. Gene Ontology annotation, molecular function: cuprous ion binding. Gene Ontology annotation, biological process: synapse organization; synaptic vesicle endocytosis; chemical synaptic transmission. The record is from RefSeq and is a predicted model, not a curated record.